This is a messenger RNA of Mobula hypostoma (lesser devil ray), 6149 nucleotides long. RefSeq names its product ribosomal protein S6 kinase polypeptide 1 (gene rps6kc1). Gene Ontology annotation, cellular component: early endosome. Gene Ontology annotation, biological process: protein phosphorylation. The transcript is spliced from 16 exons. The coding region runs from base 53 to 3505 and encodes 1150 amino acids. Gene Ontology annotation, molecular function: ATP binding; phosphatidylinositol binding; protein kinase activity. NCBI's taxonomy places the organism in Eukaryota, Metazoa, Chordata, Chondrichthyes, Myliobatiformes, Myliobatidae. The record is from RefSeq and is a predicted model, not a curated record.
GGCAAGUGUUUGUAUGUCGGGGCAUUGGGAGCGGGCGAGGGUUUGACAGAUCAUGUUAUCACAGAGACAAAAGGGGGAUCUGGCUCGUUUUUAUACGGUAACCGAUCCAAAAAGACACAGAAGAGGCUACACGGUCUAUAAAGUGACGGCACGGGUCGUUUCAAGGAGAAACCCUGAGGAGGUCCAAGAGAUAGUAGUUUGGAAACGUUACAAUGAUUUUAAGAAACUUCACAAAGAGUUCUGGCAGCUUCAUAAAACUUUGUACAGGCAUCCAGAAUUAUUUCCACCUUUUGCUAAAGGAAAAGUUUUUGGUCGUUUUGACAAAUCUGUGAUUGAAGAGAGAAGGCAGUGCGCUGAAGAUCUCCUACAGUUCUCUGCUAAUGUCCCAGCCUUGUAUAAUAGUAAACAGCUAGAAGAUUUCUUUAAGGAUGGCGAAGUUUAUGAUGGAUCGGAACUCAUUGGUCCAGUAGAUCAGUCAUCAGAGUCGCUGAAUGAUAGCUUAUCAGAUGGCAGUACUGAAGCCCAAAAAGACUUCUUUGAUGAUGUCACGCUCAGCAGUCAAUCAGAGUGUGGUGAACAAGAACAACCAGGUUUAUCCAGUGAUAGUGAUGCCUUGUCACUGACAGUGGAUGUGGAUUCUCUCACUGAAUGUGAUGAUGGAAUGGCAUCAAAUAGAAAAUCUCCAAGCGGAUAUAGAAGACUUAGAGGGUCCCCUGAACCUACUGCAAGGCAUGGGACCGCUUCUCAUCAGGACACAAGAAAAGAUGGAGCAGGAGGAAGCAAAGUCUUGUGGUCGCAACCAUUUGGAAGUUUGAAGCACAGAACUGGGAGAGGUGACUACUUGGUAAAGGCAGGAGAGCAGAUACAGCUGGCAUUGCAAAAGGAAGCAGAACAGGAUUAUGAAAGUGCCUUCAAAUUCUACCAGAUUGGAGUUGAUUUGUUGCUUCAAGGAGUUCAAGGUGAAGCAAGUCCAAGUCGUCGAGAAGCAGUAAAAAAGAAGACUGCAGAGUACCUAAUGCGUGCAGAGCAGAUCUCUACUCAAUGUCUCAGGACAUCCAUGGAUGAUAGUUCUCUUCAGUCAUGGCCUCCAGGACUGCUAAGUUCAAGGCCUGCUUGGAACCUGAGGAGUCCUGCAGAGGAGCUGAAGGCCUUCAGAGUCCUUGGGGUGAUUGACAAGGUUUUGCUCGUGUUGGAUUCCAGAACACAAGAAACUUUCAUUUUAAAAAGUCUAAGGAAAAGCAGCGAGUGCAGCAGGAACAAAAAAACCAUCAUUCCCCACUGUGUGCCUAACAUGGUGCAACUGAAGAAGCAAAUAGUGUCUGAUGACUCCAUCUUUCUUUUGCUGCAACAUGCCGAAGGGGGUAAAUUGUGGUCGUAUGUUUGCAAAUUCCUCCAGAAAAUGUCAGAAGAAAGCUUUAGAGCACCGGAUCCAGGCAAACAUAGCUUCAAGACAUCUGCUGUACAAGAUGAUUUUACUGUGGAACAAUUGAGUACGGAAGGCUUGGGCAGCAGCAUCAGCUCUGGGUCAAGUGACCUUGGAAAUGUUCUUCAGGACCAACCUGUGAAUAGCAAUCUGACUUCAAGUUCACAGGAUGACAGCAGUGCUCCAGAUGAAGAUGCUCAGGGCUAUUCACACGAACUGUUAGGGUCAGCAUCAUCAGAUUCUGAAGCGGAUGAUGAAGAAUGCACGAGUAGCUAUCUUACAUUGUGCCAUGAAUAUGAGCAAGAGAAGACAGAACCUGACAACCUGCCCCCUGAAACUUUUUCAGAAGUGUCCGAGGAAGUACGUAGAUGUUCUGCAGACAUAGGAAUGACCACAAGGUCACAUUCUCUUCUUAGUAAUGACAGUCUUUGUUCCCCUACCACAAUUCAGGAACUUAGAUUUUUCACUGACGAUAUUAACAUAGAAGCCUUUAGUCCUACAGAGGCCUCUGAAUCACUAAAUCUGUCUAAAAAUAGUCCAAUGGAAUUUUUCAGAAUUGAUAGCAAGGACAGUACAAAUGAAUUGGUAGGUCUUGAUGUAGGAGAAAAAAUCCAAGCUGAAAAAAGUGACUUGGAACAAAAUUUUAAUCUGGUACCCGAAAAGGAUGACAAGAGUAAUUUUGAUACUAGUAACAGUAAACUAGAUUCCAUUGCAUUUUUAGCCCUGGAUAAUUACAGCAGAGGAUCCUCCAGUGAUUCUGUACCAGUUAUCUCCUUCCAGGAUGCAGCAGGUGGGGAUACAAGCAGCUGCGACGAGGGUAGGCCUGAUCUAUUAGUGAAUUUACCAGGUGUUUCACAGGACGGGGAGGCAGCUGGAGUGUUUUUAUCUGAUAAAUGCAGUGUGACCAAUGGUGAUAUUUCAGAGAACAGGCUGUAUGAAAAACCUGACGUUUUACAAAUUAAUUAUAAUAUUGAUCAUUGCAUGAAUUCUCAAGGAACACUGGAACUUAUUUUACUGGAUGAAGAAGUGUCUAGUGAUGGAAAGAUAGACAAAGUCUCAAGGCAUCAAUUGCAACUUCCUGAGAACAGAAAAGAAAAAGAUCAAAAAGAGCAGCUUGAUAACAGCACGUUCAUUGGGAAAGAAAUAGAAUAUAAUUCCUUACUCCCUCUCACCCACACUGAGAAUACAUCAUCAUUUUUGAACAUUGCAUCUUAUGGCACCAUAAACAGGACACACAGCAAUCAAAAUCUGAGCCCUGAUCCUCAACUACAUGAUCUAAACAGCAAUUAUAAUGCUGUUUUGGAUGAAGAUCCCUCCAAUAACAAAGAGCUUGCCCAAACAAUGAAAGAAGCAGUUACAGAUGAAGAGCAAGCAUUUGGAGAACACAUAGGCAGCUGUGACCAAGGAACACAGGACAGCAUCUCACACUCAGAGCGUACAAGUGAUACACCAGUAGCAGAAAAACGUAUUGCAAUAAGGACAAAUGAGGACAAGUUAGUUUCACAUAUGUUUAAAGAUCUAGAAGAAAGAUUUGUGCGAGCUUCCAAUGCUCGUAUUCCAGAGAGUUGUAUUCAGCAUUGGGCAGCAGAGAUAGUUGUUGCCCUUGAUGCACUUCAUCGAGAAGGAAUCAUAUGCCGCGAUUUGAACCCAAACAACAUCUUGCUGGACGGCAAAGGACACAUUCAACUAACAUAUUUUAGCAGAUGGAGCGAGGUUGACGAUUCCUAUGACAGCAGUGCCAUAGAGAAAAUGUACUGCGCCCCAGAGGUUGGUGGGAUAGCAGAAGAAACUGAGGCUUGUGACUGGUGGAGUCUAGGUGCAAUUUUAUUUGAACUCUUGACUGGUAAACCUCUGUUUCAGUGCCAUCCAGCUGGAAUAAAUACACACACGGCUCUAAACCUGCCAGAUCACAUAUCAAAGGAAGCUAGAUCUGUGGUACAACAGCUUUUGCAGUAUAAUCCCAGUGAGAGACUUGGUGCCAGUGUGUCAGGUGUUGAAGACAUCAAAUCGCACCCAUUCUUCCACACAGUGGACUGGUCCAGAGUAACAAAUGCAAGUGAAACUUCAUCAUUACUGCACUAACCAGCAUUGUACUGGGGGUGAAUCCCAGGCUGUCAACCAUCUGAGAUAUGAACUGUGUAACUGACAUCGGGCAAAAUGGUGCAAUUGAAUUUUUGUUGGUAUAUUUCAUUGUUUGAGUCUGCAUUACAAUUGACUCAGGUGCUGUGUUUUAGAUAUCAGAAUCGGCAAUUAUUAUAUUCUGUGAAUAGGUGUGUAUAAAAUAGGCAGAUACAGCCAGACUGGAAAAGGAGAGUAAUGUACUAUAUUUAUUUAUAGAACAGAGUUUGUGGUGCUGUAACAUAUUGAAAUUAGUCUAUUCCUAAUGAGGGUAAUUUCUGCUGAUCAUUGUUAUUAAUUACGACUCCUACUACAUGAACCAAUGAAUUGCAGGGUAUAGAUUAGAACCAACCUAAUAAAAUAGUUGACAAAUUACCUACAAUGGAUAUCUCUGUUUUUCCUAAAGACGUAAUGUUUUUCUUUACAGUGCAUUUUGAAAAUGAAUUCCUGAUGAAAACAUAUUUACGAAAUUAAAUGCAUAUACUAUUGCAGCAGUCCAAAAUUAAAGCAGUACUACUUCAUACACAUACAACAUCAACCAAGUUCAGAAAUGCAGUCACAUCUGGAAUUACUGGAGCUGAGUAAUUAUCAGCUUUAAGGUCUAAACUCACAAUUGCCUUUGGAGACGUGAUUACUUAAUAGGUUAUCAAUGCCUUUUAUUUUCAGAAAUUUAAUUUCAGAUCCAUGCUAAGAAAAGCCAUGUUGUGUUUGUCAUCUUUCAUACAGGAAUGAACAAUUUAACCAAAUUAAGAGUUAAUAAUUCUUAAGAUCUUUGUGUGAGGAUAUAACUUGGGAUAACAAAUUUAGUUUUAGUUCCAAUCAAAUCCUUGUAUAAUUUUGCACCAGUAAUUUACUGAAUCAUUCAGAAGGGAAACAGGCUAUUUGGUUCACCUCAUGAGCACCAACCAGUGGGCCCCCAUCUCUAUUAAUCCCAUGUUCCACCACUGGACCUUGGCCUACUGUGCCUGUUGACUUAAGUAUUUGUUUAAAUACUUGUUAAAUGUCAUUAGUGACACACACAGGCACUGUGUUCCAGUUUACUUGUCACUUUGUAGUGCAAAAAAAAACUUCCCUCAAAUCUCGUGUAUCUUGCCCAAAUUAUAUUUAUUUUUUUAUUUAUUGAGAUACAAUGUGGAAUAAACCCUUAUAUCUUCUUAGUUUCAUCUAUCUUUGAUAUAGUGAAAAGUCUACCCAAUCUACACCCUUUUAAAUUUAAUAGACCUCAAUCAUGAUUCUGCAACCUUCUUUACUCCAGGGAAAACAGACCUAACUAUCCAGUUUCUUCACACAACUGAAACUGUGCAUCUUAGGCAAUAUCCCAGUGAAUCCUCUCUGCAUCCUUUCUAGCACUCUCACAUCUUCAAUCUAAAUAUUGUGUUUCUGAAAACUCUGCUCAUUUUGCUAAGGGUUAUUAUGGCUGACAUAAUGGAAUAUUAUUUUACUUCAGGCACUGGGUCUUACUUUAUGCUUUCCUGGCCAGAUGUGGUUUUAUUAGCAUGCUAAACUCCUAUGCUGAUAUAAAAAUGAGACUCAUCCUCAACUUCAGGCAAGAAUGCUUUUGGUUUUGCAAAUCACUUGUCGUUGGCUCUUUCCGAAGAAAGAAGAAGAAGAAGAAAGCCCUUAACUUCGAGUGGAGUCAUCGGGACGCUGUCAUUUUAUGGCUUUUUUUUAGCAGGCUUUCCUAUUUUUACGGGGCCGAGUUGCUAGCUCGAUGCUCAACCCAGCACGGAUGGAAAACGUGCAAGGGAACCGGCUGGAUUCAAACUUGGGAGCCUCUGCUCCAAAGUCCAGCGCUGAUGCCACUAAGCCACCAGCCCAAAUGAGACUCAUCCUCAAUUUCAGGCAAGAAUGCUUUUUGUUUUUGCAAAUCACUCAUUGUUGGCUCUUUUUGAAGAAACUACGAAUUAAUGUUCUCUUGGGGAACUACUUUUCACAUUGUUAUCCACUGGUUAUGAGAUGAGAGACUGGUCCCACCAGGUUUAUGUUUGCUUCCUGGGUAAGACAGCACGGUCCCAACUACUGAAGUGCCUAUUAAAAGGUAUUUUAAGUCUUUAAAAUCUAUGUGGUAUUAUGCAGAAUAAGAAGCAAAUGCAUGUACCAGAAAAUCAUCCAAUAUUCCAAGAGAGUGAUGGUCCUAGAAAUCCUCAGCAAAGAUAGCCAUAGCUUCAACACUGGAAUAUAGUAGCUUUUCAUUGGAAUUGUCAUGCCCUACUUGAUCUCCAGCCAAGUAUGACAAUUUAUGGAUUCAUUAUCGUUUAUAGAUAUAGUGGCAUAAUAUGAAGAUAUAAAGUCUAUCACGGGCAAAAUCCUCCCCUCCAUUCAGCACAUCUGUAUGGAGCGCUGUCACAGGAAAGCAGCAGCCAUAUUCAGGCCCCCCCCCGCCCCCUCGCUUCUCACUGCUGGCAUCAGGAAGAAGGUACAGGAGGCUCAGGACUUACACCAGCAGAUUCAGGAUCAGUUAUUCCCCCUGAACCGGAGUGGAUAACUUCACUCAACUUCACUUGCUCCAUCACUAAACUGUUCCCACAACCUAUAGAUUCUCUUUCAAGGACUCUUCAUCUCAUAUUCCUGAGAGCUAUUGUUUAUUUAUUUUGUAUUAUUAUUUGAG